UAAAACUGAAAAUAAACAAUAACUCACCGAAACCGAGACGACGAUUCCUCACCUAAACUACUGCAUUUGGCUUCGAUCACACAGAGAGAUCACAACAAGCCCUUCACCAUGCAAAAUCAUGAGGAGUCUGGAGCGUCUUGUGAGUUUGAAGAUUGGGGAAAUUUCGGAGACGAAGAUAUCAUGAACCAGCAAUCCGAAAUUCGGGCCGAAGAAGCCCAGAAGGUUCCUUUCGUUGCCGACAAGGAACCUCUUUCUGCAUUAGCAUCUGAGUAUCAAUCAGGCAGCCCGAUCUUGUUGGAGAAAAUAAAGAUGCUUGGUGAGCAGUAUGCUGCCAUUAGGCGUACACGAGGAGAUGGGAACUGCUUCUUUCGAAGUUUUAUGUUCUCCUAUCUUGAGUACAUUCUGGAAUCCCAAGAUCGAGCAGAAGUUGAUCGUGUAAAAGCCAAUGUUGAAGAAUGUAGAAAAACGCUUCAGAGCUUAGGUUAUGCAGAUUUUACCUUUGAGGACUUUUUUGCGUUAUUCCUUGAGCAGCUGGAAAGCGUUCUUCAAGGAAAUGAAUCCUCCAUUAGUCACGAUGAACUUGUAAUUAGAAGUAGAGAUCAGUCAGUAUCUGACUAUGUUGUAAUGUUUUUCAGAUUUGUUACCUCUGGUGAAAUACGAAAGCGCUCCGAGUUCUUUGAACCUUUCGUACUGGGUUUAACAAACGCAACAGUGGAACAGUUUUGCAAGUCAUCAGUGGAACCAAUGGGUGAAGAGAGUGAUCAUGUACACAUUACUGCCCUUUCAGAUGCAUUAAGUGUACCUAUCCGUGUUGUAUAUCUUGAUCGCAGCUCAUGUGAUACAGCUGGUGUCAGUGUGAAUCAUCAUGAUUUCAUUCCUUCUGGUAAUCUUCCAAAGGCUGCAAGUGGUAGCACUGAGGCCAUCAGCCCUUUCAUUACCUUGCUGUAUCGUCCCGGCCAUUAUGACAUUCUCUACCCAAAGUGAUGCCCCCUCUGGUUAUGACUUUCAACAAUGGCCUGUGAAAGAUUCUCACGGAGAUACAGUGUUGACGUAACAAACUAAGCUUCAUCGUUCUUCAAGUAACUUGAGGUUCUAAACUGUUACAUGCUUUGAUCAGUGUGUGAGGACAUAAACGCACUUGUAGCUUUUUAUUCAGAAUUGCUCCUGAUGAGCAAGUCCUCACCUGUUAUUCAUGUGAAAUUGAAUGGUUGAAGAAAGGACUGUCAAUCCUGCAGUAUAUUCUCAGAUACAAAUGUGGUCUUUCUUUUCGUUUCU
Molecule: messenger RNA, 1275 nt
Organism: Pistacia vera
Lineage: Eukaryota; Viridiplantae; Streptophyta; Magnoliopsida; Sapindales; Anacardiaceae
Product: OVARIAN TUMOR DOMAIN-containing deubiquitinating enzyme 1
Exons: 9
Coding region: 109-984 (291 amino acids)
Biological process (GO): protein K48-linked deubiquitination
Cellular component (GO): nucleus
Molecular function (GO): ubiquitin binding; cysteine-type deubiquitinase activity
Source: RefSeq, a predicted model, not a curated record